Molecule: messenger RNA, 2889 nt
Organism: Glycine soja
Lineage: Eukaryota; Viridiplantae; Streptophyta; Magnoliopsida; Fabales; Fabaceae
Product: histone-lysine N-methyltransferase, H3 lysine-9 specific SUVH1-like
Exons: 3
Coding region: 384-2387 (667 amino acids)
Cellular component (GO): nucleus
Molecular function (GO): histone methyltransferase activity; protein binding; zinc ion binding
Source: RefSeq, a predicted model, not a curated record
ACAGGGCAAUUUAUUAACCAUUUUCUUCGGCACACGGUCUGAAACACACUCUUUUCUACUUUGUACCCAAAAACACACUCUCAUUUUCCUCUUCUCUUUCACUUGCAGCUUCAACAAUCUCCUUUCAUGUUUGUUUCAAGCUUCAACAAUCAAGCGCGCCCACAAGAAAAUGAUGAAACUUUUCCGUUGGGUUUUGAAAUUAAGUAGUGACUUUGAUAGUUUUGUGUAGACUGUACUAAAGGGAGAGAGAAACAAAAGUUUAAGAUGGCUUUUGUUUGAGGGUGAAAAGGGGGGAAUUUGUGACCAAAAAUUAUAAAAAGAAGAGGGCUUUUUCAGCUAGUGAAGGUUGGUUUUCUUCUAGAUUGAUUGAAAGGGGUUCUGUAAUGGAAGAAGGGUUAGGGCAAAACUCAGUUCCUCCUCAUGGUCCCAUUGAUAAGUCCAAGAUUCUGGAUAUUAAACCUCUGAGGAGUUUGAUUCCUAUUUACUCAAUGUCUUCUCAAGCUCCACCUGCUGGCCAGUAUCCUUCUGGGUUUUCUCCGUUUUUCCCAUUUGGUGCACCUCAGCAAACUCCAACUGGGGUGACGACAAGGGGUGCUGCCACACCUGCUCCAUUAAGGGCAUAUAAGAACCCACUAGGGGCAGGAGACUCUAGUUCAACAAUGAACGGGUUCAAUGGUCAAGAUACUUCUGGGAAGAAAAAACGUGGAUCACCGUCGCGCCACACCAAAUCAUCUGUAAAUAAGCCUAAGAAAAGUCAAGAGCCACCUGCUGAUUUAAGUGGCUUAGUUGGUAUUAGCCCUGCCCAAAGAGAAGAUGGUAGCCGUGAAGUGGUUAAUAUUGUGCUCAUGGCGUAUGAUGCACUUCGGAGAAGGCUCUGCCAACUUGAAGAGGCGAAGGAAUUGAGCUCAGGUUCGAUCAAGCGUGCAGAUUUGAAAGCUUGCAAUACUUUGAUGACCAGAGGAAUUCGGACAAACAUGAGGAAGAGAAUAGGAGCAGUUCCUGGGAUUGAGAUUGGUGACAUUUUUUAUUUCCGAAUGGAAUUGUGUAUUGUGGGCUUGCAUGCUCCCUCCAUGGGUGGAAUUGAUGCCUUGCAUAUCAGGGGUGAGUUUGAGGAGGAAACUCUGGCUGUGUGCAUUGUUUCGUCAGGAGAAUAUGACGAUGAUGCUGAGGAUAGUGAUGUUAUAAUUUAUACUGGUCAGGGUGGGAACUUCUUCAUGAAUAAAGAUAAGCACACAACUGACCAGAAGCUUCAAAGGGGUAAUCUUGCUUUGGAUAGGAGUUCGCGACAACACAAUGAAGUAAGAGUCAUCCGGGGCAUGAGAGAUGGUGUGAAUCCAAAUAAUAAAAUCUAUGUCUAUGAUGGUCUUUAUAAAAUCCAAGAUUCAUGGAUAGAAAAAGCAAAAGGUGGCGGUGGUGUAUUUAAGUAUAAGUUGGUGAGAAUACCUGGUCAAUCUAGUGCCUUUGCUGUUUGGAAAUCAAUUCAGAAGUGGAAAUCUGGCUCCCCUUCAAGGACUGGACUUAUUCUUGCAGACCUUUCCAAUGGAGCUGAGGGUAUUCCUGUCUCACUUGUCAAUGAGGUCAAUAAUGUGAAGGCACCUACUUUUUUCAAUUAUUUCCAUUCUCUUAGACAUCCAAAAUCAUUCAGUUUAAUGCAGCCUUCACAUGGGUGCACCUGCAUUAAAGCAUGUGUCCCAGGUGAUUUGAACUGCUCUUGCAUUAGGAGAAAUGAAGGUGAUUUCCCAUACACUGGCAAUGGCAUUCUCGUGAGCCGGAAGCCAUUGGUUCAUGAAUGUGGCCCCACAUGUCAGUGUUUUCCUAACUGCAAAAAUCGAGUGUCGCAAACUGGUUUAAAGCACCCCAUGGAAGUGUUCAGAACGAAGGAUAGAGGGUGGGGUCUUCGAUCGCUGGAUCCUAUUCGUGCUGGUACUUUUAUUUGUGAAUAUGCAGGAGAAGUUGUUGACAGAGGCAAGGUAAGUCAGCUUGUGAAGGAAGGAGAUGAGUAUGUUUUUGAUACAACCCGUAUUUAUGAUCAAUUCAAGUGGAAUUAUGAGCCUAGGCUUUUGGAAGAAAUCGGUUCCAAUGACUCUACUGAGGAUUAUGCCAUGCCGUAUCCUUUAAUUAUAACUGCCAAGAAUAUUGGGAAUGUAGCUAGAUUCAUGAACCAUAGUUGCUCCCCAAAUGUUUUCUGGCAGCCUGUCGUGUAUGAAGAGAACAACCAAUCAUACCUCCAUGUUGCAUUUUUUGCACUCAGACACAUUCCGCCAAUGACUGAGUUAACAUAUGAUUAUGGACUUGCCCAAUCUGAUCAUGCCGAAGGUAGCAGUGCAGCCAAAGGGAGAAAGAAAUGCUUAUGCGGAUCAUCAAAAUGCCGUGGUUCUUUUGGUUAGAGUUGCUCAAGACCGGCAUGGUACUGGCAAUGCUUUCAUGGCUGAAAAGAAACCAUGGCGUGGAUCAUAUUCAAUGCUAUUUGCAUUGGUCUGAACUCUUCCUGGGCCCAUUUACUUCAGCUGCUGCAAUCAUCAUGACUCAUAAUUGAGGGAACUUGGUUUCGUAUAUGCUGCUAAUUAAUUAUAAUUAUUAACGAGACCUUAGUAUGUGCAGUUGAUUAUUGGCAGAGUGGUAUUUGGAAUCUCCAUUUCCGUUUGGGUUCUGCUGCUAAGGACUGCCCCCUUUUACUUGUGUUUUUGGCAACUUGUGUGGGUAGAUUAAGGAGAACUUUGUUAAUGUCAACGUCUAACUGCAGAUUUCACCUAAUAAACCUUACUAGCUUAAAUCUGCCUUCUUUCAGAGCCCUCUAUAGAACUUGCCGAAAUACAAUGCAAUUUAGUCGUAUAAUGGUUGUAAUAAUUAUGCCACUUGAUGUAUUUCUUUCCUUUUAAUUCUUCUGGA